Messenger RNA from Penicillium soppii, 1743 nucleotides. RefSeq names its product putative DNA-directed RNA polymerase III RPC4. Lineage: Eukaryota; Fungi; Ascomycota; Eurotiomycetes; Eurotiales; Aspergillaceae. The coding region runs from base 1 to 1743 and encodes 580 amino acids. The transcript has a single exon. Gene Ontology annotation, molecular function: DNA binding. The record is from RefSeq and is a predicted model, not a curated record. Gene Ontology annotation, cellular component: RNA polymerase III complex. Gene Ontology annotation, biological process: transcription by RNA polymerase III.
AUGCCCCCCAAAGCCGCGCGCGCAAGCGCCCGUGGAGGAGCCUCCACUCGCGGAGCUCGCGCUGAAUCAAACACCACCACUCCCGCUGGCGGGGGCACAGAGCAAAAUUCUCCCGCAGAAACCGACACACCCGGCCCCGCGAAUCGAGCCUCGGUGCAACGGCUCAAAACUACGAACAAACGCACACCGUCUGGCAGCAUUGCGCCAAUCAGUCGUCCUUCGUCUGCGCUUGGCAGUGAGCCGCCUAAACCAGUCAUGAAAUACCGACCCAGAGCUGUCGGGCGUCGCAGCAAGCAAGAACGAGAUGAUAUUGAACGGAUCGAAAGGGAGCGAAACGAUGCACGUUUGAAGGAAGCUGCAGCUAUUCAGCGCGGCCGUGGGGCACCUCGUCGGGCUGGAUUCCGUGGCCGCGGCGGUCCUAUGGCUAUGAGCAUGGGAGGUGGCUUCGGAGGACGAGGUGGCAAGCGCGGCCGCGGUGGUUUCGGUGGUGGAGGUGGUGCUGGGGGAUAUGCAGGCGGCGCAGGCUCAGGGCGCAACCGGUCUGGUCUUACUGGAGGGAACCGUGGGCGUGCAUACGACUCUUCUGAUGACGAAGAUAAUUCACUUCGCAUCAGCAUCGACCAAAUAAACCUCGACAGCGACGAGGAGGAAUGGGACAGACCCAAGGAUUCCAAGGGAAAAAAACUAAGCAUGUCACACACGGAUCGUGCGCUUCGUCCCGUCCGCCUUGAGAGAUAUGAACAUGAGGAACGGGUCAUUAGUGUCAAUAUGGAGUCCAGCUCUUCCCGAGCUGCUGAUCUGCGCAAAAAGGCAGAGAAGGAGAAGCAGAAGGUCAUGAAGGAUGCUACAAAGACACCUACCAAAGUCAAAUCGGAGCCACUGGACGAGGAUGCUGUCAUGACAGAUGGUAUCCCCCAAGCAGAUGAUGACGGGUUCUUGCCGGAACACAAUGUCCGAGUGCGCUCUGUGACCAUGAGCCCCACAAAGAGAGACACGACAGAAUUACGAUCAUCUCAAACUACGCCUGAGCCCAAGCUGCUGGACCCACGCAGCCUGCUCCAUACCAAGGAGGAAAUCGAUGAAUAUGACCGUCACCAAGAAGAUUUGUCUAUUAUUAAGCACCUUCUCAUCCCUAAAGAGCCAAAGAAGGCCACCACGGAAGGGGAAAUUGCUGAAGGGGCUACGGGAGCUGAGAUCACCGCAGAAGAGGGACAAGAUAAAAACAAAGCCGACGAAGAGGACGAAGAAGAAAACCCUCUUCUCGGUCAAUUGUUCCUCAUGCAGUUCCCACCAAUGACUCCCAACCUUAAGAUCGCUGGAUCUACAACAGAAAAUCAACAACCAACUGCAGAAGCAGACAAAGAUGCAGAUCCCAAGACCGAGCCCAAGGUCAAACGCGAAGCGGGCGAUGACGUGGAGAUAGUGGAAAAUACUCAACCGGUGGAACCACAACAAAACGAUAUCAUCUCAGCUGGGAAGCCCUGGUCACUACCAACGGGCCGUGUUGGCAAAUUGAAUGUGCACCAGUCGGGCCGUGUGACCUUGGAUUGGGGUGGUAUUAGCAUGGAGCUAGACCGCGGAGCACCUGUCGGCUUCGUCCAAGAGGCCGUAAUUGUCGCACCAACUGUUCAUAAGGAGCCCGAGAUUGUGGGUGAUGAUGAUGGAGCAGAAAGACGUGUUUGGUCGAUGGGCCAAUUGUCUGGCAAGUUUACGCUCACACCUAACUGGGAUGAGAUGCUUUGA